Leopardus geoffroyi (Geoffroy's cat) is the source of this 929-nucleotide messenger RNA. Its product is annotated as coiled-coil domain-containing protein 74A-like. NCBI's taxonomy places the organism in Eukaryota, Metazoa, Chordata, Mammalia, Carnivora, Felidae. The record is from RefSeq and is a predicted model, not a curated record.
UCAGAGGAUGCCUUUCAAAGUCAGGGUGUACAAGCUCAGGCAAACUUGACGCAGGCCCCACCCCCACCAGCAGCGUGGUCUCUCGGGCAUCACAGAGGACGCCCCGCCGCACGCCCCGCCCCCCUCGCCCGCUCGCGCCCGUUUCCAUGGCGACGCGGCACCAGGCCGGGGCAGUGGAGCCACCAAGUGGGAGUGCAGCGACGGCAGAGGCGGCGGCAGAGGCGGCGGCAGCGGCGACAUGAGGGCGGGGGUGGCGGCGGCCGGGCAGCGGCCCCCCAGCUCGGGGAUCCCGGGCUCCCGGGGCACGUCGCGCCUGCGCCCGCCCGCCAUCCUCCAGCCCGCGCAGCACAGCACGCAGGUUGGGCUCAUCGAGGCGCAGAAGCGGGUCGUGGACCUGGAGAAGAGCCUGCAGUUCCUGCAGCAGCAGCACUCGGAGACACUGGUCAAGCUCCACGAGGAGAUCGAGCACCUUAAGCGGGAGAACAAGGGUGAGUCGGGGCGCCGCGGCCGCGAGUGAGGCGUCUUCCGCGGCCGGGGCCCGAGGGAGAGGCAGACCUGCCGCUCCCGGGUGCCUCCAGUACCGAAACGCUCGUGGACUCUAGAACACAAGGUUUAGAAACCCUUAAACAGGGUAUAAGGAGGACACAGGGCAGCAAGCCCCACCCCGGGUCCUGCUACGUGGGUCUCGGACUCCCUGCCCCCUCCGCACCCCCUGCCUCCUCCGCACCCUGGGCCCCAAACCUGGGUCUUCGUGGGCGGGGUCGACGGGGCCGCCCCACCAUCUGGUGGGGUGGUCUGGCUGUGUAGCGUUUCCCACAGUAAGCCGGGUCGCAGUCUCCUCUCUAGGCAAGUCGGGCCCGCCUGUUCUAAAAAAACUUUUAUGGAAGUAAAAAGUGCGAGUGUACAGCUCAGUGAUUUUCACAGACUAA